AUGUGCAAGUUUCAAAGAAACACUGUGACAAUAUUUUUGGAGGAGGAAAAAAUCUUUUGCAGAAAAGUUUAAUUUUCUACAAUAAAAUUAUAAUAAAAUGUCACCAUGUGUGUCCAAGUGCGUGUCCAAUCUAGCUGCCUACACCUUUUUCGCACGUUGUCAUUCAGCUGAUACGUGCGGAACCAACGGAUUGCCCCUAACACCAAACUCCAUCUCAAUCUUCGGGCUGGCACAGUUUCUAAAGAGCAUAAACCACCCCAAUUUAUGUGAUUUCAUUGAGAUAAUUCGCGGGAAGCAUGAACGCACGAUAAUAGUCUCGGAAUAUGUUGGAGAACCUCUAACCGAGAGACUUCCGGUAUCUUACAACACUUCCCUGCAGAUAUUUAAACAAAUUGUGGCUGGAUUGGAUCACAUACAUAAGCAGGGAUUUGUCCAUCACAAUUUGGAACCGGAGAAUAUUCUUGUGGAUUCGGAGAAUCGAGUGAAACUCUUCAAUUAUGGGCUGUUUUAUAUUACAAAUAGCGGGAGUUAUGUAUCAUUUCCGAUUGGGAAUGUGAGGUAUAUGUCUCCGGAGAGGCUUCUGGGUGGGAAGAAUAAUAUUAAGAGUGAUGUUUGGAGUGUAGGGAUCAUAAUGGUUGAACUCAUUUUUCAAGUAACUUUAUGGGGUAAUUUGAAGAUAGCUCAGAUUGUCCGGAAGGUACUCAGUCUGUGCAAUACGAAAAAUGUUCUUGAAAAAAUUGCUCGAGAACACAAGUUUUAUGACAAAUACCAAGAAUUGGAUGAGACACUGAUAGGUUUGUUGGAAUCUUGCCUGGCUAUUUCGGUGAAAGAACGCGUGCUGCCUGAGGAAAUUCUCAAAUGUGCAAUUUUUGAGGAUAUUCCGGGAUAUAGGGAAAGGGAGAAGUCUAGCAAUUUGUUGCUGAGGUGUCCUCUUAAGCAAAUCUAUUACCUGUGGCAGUUGGCCGGUGGCGAUGUUCAGAGUGAGCUUAAGAAAGAAGGUCUCAUACGGACAGAAGCUCCGAUUCUCUUGAUGCCGAGUGUAAUUCUGCUCAAUGGGCGAAUCUGUGGCUCUCCCAGGAGUCAGAGUCACUUGUUCGAUAACCGAAUUGUCCAUUUGAGUUUGGCGAAUCUCACUGAGCGUUUGUCUAAAAUUAACAAACUCGCCUACUAUCCUUUAAUUCACACUGAUACGUCCCAUUUGAGCUUUUAUAAGCAAAUUAAGGACAAGGAGGAAUAUCUGCCAUUGGUGAUUCGGGAAAAGGAUACUGAGUAUCAAUUCCAUCGGGUUGUUUUGUUCAAGAGACUCCUGAUGGGAUAUCCCUUCACCAGGGAUCUCAUUGUGCAGGAAGCACAGAAGGAUAUCCCACCAUUUCUUCGUGGUGAAGUCUGGGCAUGUCUCCUGGGUGUCCUGGAUAAUACCGGGUGCUAUGAGAAGAUCGACAAAGUCACUCCCACUUCCACAGAUCGACAAAUUGAAGUGGACAUUCCCCGGUGUCACCAGUACGAUGAACUUCUCUCCUCUCCAGUUGGCCAUCGGAAGCUCAAGAGGCUCCUCAAGGCCUGGGUGACAUCCCAUCAGCUUCUCUAUGUCUAUUGGCAGGGCUUAGACUCACUCACAGCGCCCUUUCUCUAUCUCAAUUUCAACAAUGAGGAAAAAGCCUUCCUCAGCCUCUACAGAUUCAUCCCAAAGUAUCUCCACUGGUUCUUCCUCAAGGACAAUUCGGCUGUGAUCAAGGAGUACUUGAGCAAGUUCUCCCAACUCACCACAUUCCACGAGCCACAGUUGGCCAAGCACCUUGCCACAAUCAACUUUAUUCCAGAAUUAUUUGCCAUCCCCUGGUUCCUCACCAUGUUCUCCCAUGUCUUUCCCCUCCACAAGAUCAUCCAUCUCUGGGACAAGCUCAUGCUUGGUGACCAUUCAUAUCCACUCUUCAUUGGGAUCUCUGUCCUCAAGCAACUCAAGAAUACUCUCCUCUCAUCCGGCUUCAAUGAAUGCAUCCUCCUCUUCUCUGACCUCCCUGACAUUGUCAUGGAAACCUGCGUGAUUGACUCACAGAAACUCUACACCUCUACCCCCAAAAGCCUAGCCUACCGGAAGCACGUUCUCCAUGAACAAGAACCAUCUCAAUUUGACAUUCAGGACAUUGAACUUGAAGAUCUCAAGAGAGAAAUGUGCCCCCGGAUAAGUACCAAUGAUCUCGUUGAGCUACAUCUCAGCUCUCCGGAUCGCCUAACUGUCAUCGACCUGAGGAAUUCAACAGACUUCCGAAGGGCUCACCUAGCCAAUAGUCUCAACAUCCCUUUCACAUCAGUUCUUCUGGGAGACACUCGACUCAGUGCCCUCGGAAUCCCAAAUCUGGAAACAAUGCUCAAUAAUCGCGUUGUGGUCAUUGUGAGCUUAGUCCAUGAAAAUGCAAUUCUGUUUUCAAAUUUUCUCGUGGAUUGUGGCGUCAGUGGAGUAUGUAUCCUCCACCGAGGUUUCAACGUUUUGCACUCAUUCUGCCCAAAUGUACUGGAGACAUCGCAAUGAGUUUGACUCUCCCCUAAACAGUCCCAUGCCAAAAUCAAUGAAACAUUGUUUUACAUUUUCAAAAAAUAAAUUUUCCUGCAAUUCAAAUUAAAAAAUAAA
Messenger RNA from Phlebotomus papatasi, 2629 nucleotides. RefSeq names its product TBC domain-containing protein kinase-like protein. Gene Ontology annotation, molecular function: GTPase activator activity; ATP binding; protein kinase activity. Gene Ontology annotation, biological process: protein phosphorylation; activation of GTPase activity. The transcript has 3 exons. NCBI's taxonomy places the organism in Eukaryota, Metazoa, Arthropoda, Insecta, Diptera, Psychodidae. The record is from RefSeq and is a predicted model, not a curated record. Bases 98 to 2530 code for a protein of 810 amino acids.